AUGGCGCCGCGCGCAUGCUUGCUUCUGGCGCUGUUGGCAGCUUUUGUCAGUGGCCCGGCCUAUGUGGUGGCUGAGAGCUGCACUACAGGAGGCUCCGGCAAGGGCCUGGCCCUGGUGCAAAGGACCCGCUUGUUGAGGACGAAGUAUGCCACAGAGCACGAAGAGCUCGAAGAGCAUGAUCGAGCGGGCAUUCCCUUGGGUGGAGUGCAUCGCAGUCACGGUGAAGAUCCUCAUGACGACAUGGGCGACCUUCUUCAAAGCUUGGUGGCCACGGCCGUGCGAGAGGGAAGGAACCUCACGCCAGUGGAGCGCCAGGCCUUCGACGAUAUGAAGGCGGUGCUUGAAAACACAACCGUGGCAAAGCUGCAGGACGCUGCGACGGCUGACCAGCAGUCCCUUCAGGACAUUGCCCAAGCCAUGCAGGACUGCGGAUUGAACCUGACCUCGCAGAACACGACUCUGCAGUUGCAGAAAAGCCUGGCAAUUGCGGCCCACGAUGCCUACAUGGAGGCCAGCCUGGCGGCCAACUCGACUGCAGUGGUGCUGGCCGAGAGAGAGCUCGCAAUGUCCACCUUCAUGGCCCAGUCCCCGCAACCGACCGUGGCGACGAACCAAAGUCAUUCUGCGGAGCUGGUGAGUGAAGUGCGGCGCCUGGUGGAGUGGGCUACAGAUUACCUUCAGCAUGCAGAUGCCUUGGAAGCUGCCUCCAAUGAGAGUGACACGCACCUGGCCAACCGCACUGCUCAGCAAAAACUCUGGGAAGAGGCCUACUGCGCAUGGCUGGCGCAGAAGGAGUUGAUGCUGACCUCCUACAACUUGUGCUGGCAGGCAUCCGCACAGUCCUACAACUCCACGCUCCUCGGUGUCCAGGCAAACACUGAGGCUCGCAGACUGGCCUUGGCUACCAUCCUCAAGCUGACGUGUUUCGUCGACGUCAUCGGCUCGCCUACUGAGGAACAAGAAGCAAAGCUGAAUGUUUGUGAGACGCAGGACUACAACACCAGCGACAUCGAUGUUACCGAGCCAGUUCUUCCGGAAAAGACCGACUUGAGCACUGCCACGCAGUUCGAUGUGGAGGCGGAUUUUGAUUGCGGCCCGCCCACAACCACUUCGGCUGCCACGGUGGCUCCGACCACCACGGCCGCGGCUACUACAACUACAGCCAGUACCACGACAGUCUCAGCACACAUCGUGUUCAGCGACACCAACGGUGGAAGGUUGAUUCGGUGCUGGGCGCCCUUCGAUGGCGCGGAUGGGUCUUGUGAAGAGCUCAUUUCCACUGACCAGUUCGAGGCCACCUGGGGCUUCACGCAGGCUGCAGAUGGCGACUUCGUGGUCGUGGAUGGUCCGGACCACACCGUCAAGAAGUGCACGCCGGGAGGAAGUUGCGAGGUGGUCGUGGGUGAGAGUGGGGUGGCUUCCAAAACUGCUACAACCCUGAAUUGGCCCAAGGCCGUCGCCAUUGACGGUAGCAACUAUGUCGUCGUGGAGCGGGGCAAUCACCGCUGCCAGCGAUGCCCGAUGUCGGGGGGCAGCUGUGAGACCAUUCUCGAGGGUCUGAACAAUCCCACAGAUGUGGUUCUUGCACCCAAUGGCAACUACCUCAUCACUGAGCACAAUGGCAUGCAGGUCAAGAAUUGCACCCCGGUCGUCGGCUCAGAGUGCACCACGCUGAUCGGAAAGGGUGUGCGGAACGACCUGUACUUCCCCGGCGGCCUCUCAAUCGCCAGCGAUGGCCACUACAUCGUUGCGGACAUGCACCACGUUUUCGACUGCGACCCCGACGCUUCGGGUCCCUGCACCCAGGUGAUCGGAGGUCAAGGAACUUCGAAUACGCAGCUGAACGAGCCAUGGAAAGCAAUCAAGACACCCGAGGGAGAUUACAUUGUUGCGGACAACAGGAACAACCGCAUCCAGAAGUGUCCACCAACGCCUGGCCAGGCUUGCACCACCGUGGCGGGACUGGGCAAAGGCGGUAUGAACAUUGGCAUGCCUCGUCUCGGCCUGAUGUAUUUCCCGCGCUGA
Symbiodinium natans is the source of this 2025-nucleotide messenger RNA. NCBI's taxonomy places the organism in Eukaryota, Dinophyceae, Suessiales, Symbiodiniaceae. The record is from the annotation of a GenBank genome assembly.